Trichomycterus rosablanca is the source of this 1070-nucleotide messenger RNA. It is a transcript of the gene stmn4l, whose product is annotated as stathmin-like 4, like. Gene Ontology annotation, molecular function: tubulin binding. NCBI's taxonomy places the organism in Eukaryota, Metazoa, Chordata, Actinopteri, Siluriformes, Trichomycteridae. The record is from RefSeq and is a predicted model, not a curated record. The coding region runs from base 40 to 687 and encodes 215 amino acids. Gene Ontology annotation, cellular component: cytoplasm; neuron projection. Gene Ontology annotation, biological process: neuron projection development; microtubule depolymerization; regulation of microtubule polymerization or depolymerization. The transcript is spliced from 7 exons.
GGAGGUGAUGUCAUGCUUUAAAGAGCAGAAGUGGUGCUGAUGCUGCGCAGAUCACACAGCAGCAGCAGCAGCUCAGAGAGGAGAGAGCAUCCUGCAGGUCCUCCCCUACCCCCCGAAUACAGGCUGAGUACAGACCCCCUCAGAGGAACGAUGACUCUCACAGCGUACAGAGAGAAGAUGAAGGAGCUUCCCCUGGUGUCCCUCCUCUGCUCCUGCGUCCUACCACAGCCUACAGAGAAGCCCAGCAAGAAAUCCCACCAAGGUGUGGUGGAUCUGAACCUGUGCCUUAUCAAAGACAUGGAGGUGAUCGAGCUGAACAAGCGCUCCUCGGGUCAGGCCUUCGAGGUCAUCCUGAGACCGCCGUCGUUCGACGGGCAGAGGGAGUUCAAUCCCCCCAUGCCCCCCCGCAGAGACCCCUCGCUGGAGGAGAUCCAGAAGAAACUGGACGCUGCUGAGGAGAGACGAAAGUGUCAGGAAGCAGAACUCCUGAAGCACUUGGCCGAGAAGAGGGAGCACGAGCGCGAGGUGGCUCAGAAAGCGCUGGACGAGCAAAACAACUUCAUCAAGACGGCCAAAGAGAAACUGGAACAGAAAAUGGAGACCAACAAGGAGAACAGGAAAGCUCACAUCGCCGCCAUGCUGGGACGUCUGCAGGAGAAGGAGAAGCAUGCCGAGGAGGUUCCUUGAGGAGCCCCAUCAUGGUGCGUGCUGAACGUUCCUGACCUUCUCAGCACACCUCUGGAUCUGAGGUGAUGAAGCUUGUUUAGUGCUGGACUCUUGAUAAUCCUGAUCUUCAUUCCGGUGCUUCAGAACCGCCGCGAGAAACGUUACGGACUGAGACUGAAGCAUCGCUGACCUGUUCAGAGGAGCCAACAGUGCCAAACCUGUGUGUGUGUGUGUGUGUGUGUGUUAUCAUUAAAGCCAGAGCUCCGGCGCUGGUGUGUGGAACAGCGCCUCCAUGAUCAGCUGGUUUCUGAUGUGGCUUUUCAAUCUGCUGUACAGAAAUUAUUAUUAAUAUUAUUAAUCUAUUUUAGAAGUGAAGAGCAUUAAAGAGCGACCGUGUGCUUCAA